Messenger RNA from Durio zibethinus, 1266 nucleotides. RefSeq lists its product as uncharacterized. The record is from RefSeq and is a predicted model, not a curated record. NCBI's taxonomy places the organism in Eukaryota, Viridiplantae, Streptophyta, Magnoliopsida, Malvales, Malvaceae.
AAAGCUUGGAAGUUUUUGCUGUAUCUCUCUUCUGUUUUUUUCCCUUCUUAUUGAAGAUUAUAUAAGGUGAGAUAACCUGAAUUUCCUUGCUGCUGCCCGCUUUCUUGUUUAGAAAAAUUGAAAGCAGGGAGAGACAAAUCAAAAGCACCAAACUUUGUCCAGUUUCCUGACAUAUUCAUUUUUUGUUCAUAAGCCAAAAGAGAAAGACCCAUAUCUCCAAACCUUUAGAUCUUUCUUUUACUCGAAGAAACCAAUUUGCAGUUUUAAAUAUAUCAUCUUCAAUAUUGUUCUUUAGCUACAAUGAGAGACAUUGUUUCUUGUUUUAGUGAAAACGCAGUAAAUGUUUCCCAUUCUUCAUGUUCUAGCUAUAAAACCAAUGCUUGCAUCUCUCCAAGCCUAGUGCCUUCAGUCCAGAAUGCAGUCACAGGUAUUUACAAAGUCAUUCUUUCAACCGAGAAGCAGCUCUUGAUCAGAGUCACUUGGUGCAAGAAUCAAACCGGUCAAGGCCUAAGCAUAAACUUUGGUGAUGACCCUUCAACAAGUUUCAAGCUCAACACGAAUUUGAGGUUUUUCAGGAAGAAGAAAGGCAACAAAGUGAUUGAAUCUGAUCAUUCGAAGAUCGAAGUCUUUUGGGAUCUUUCUACGGCCAAGUAUGAUGUAGGACCCGAACCGGUUGAUGGAUUCUACGUCCUGGUCAUGGUUGAUUCAGAGAUAGGCCUUAUUAUAGGUGAUAUGGCUGAAGCUGUCACCAAGAAGUUCAAAACUAACACCACAGUUGCUAAAGUCUCUCUCAUUUCUCGGGAAGAACAUUGUUCAGGUAAUACACUUUAUUCCACCAAGGCUCAAUUCUGUGAUACAGGCAUUAUACAUGAUAUUAUGAUCAGAUGUAGUGGAGAACAUGAAGGGCUAAAGUAUCCAGUUUUAUCAGUUUGUAUCGAUAAGAAGACAGUGAUUCGUGUAAAGAGACUGCAGUGGAAUUUUAGAGGAAACCAGACAAUAUUUGUUGAUGGAUUGCUAGUUGAUCUGAUGUGGGAUGUGCACGACUGGUUCUUCAAUCCUGCCACUGGUUCUGCUGUAUUCAUGUUCAGGACAAGAAGUGGAUUGGAUAGCCGGCUUUGGUUGGAGGAGAAGUUGGUGCAGAAAGAUCAAGACAGAGUUCAAUUCUCGUUGUUGAUUUAUGCCUGUAAGAACACAUAAAGAAACUACUGACUUUGUCCAUGUUUGUUUAUUUGUUUUAAUUUCUCAUUUUUUUUGGUCCAAUUUUCU